UAUAAAUAGUCUUUAAUUCUACAAGGCGAAUAGCAGUAGAUUUGUAAAUAGCAAACUAUGAAGAUUGCAACUACGAUUCUCAUUGGUUUUGGCCUUUUGGCUGUAGCUUCGGCUGCUUCCGUUGAUCCAUCAUGUAUGUUAAGGGAUAUAAUUAAGACGGACGAACGUAUUCGCCUUAAUGGUUAUCCAUCGGAGUCCCAUUUUGUCACCACGCCUGACGGUUAUGUUUUGAACUUAUUCCGUAUCCCCUACUCGAAUAAGUUGCAAAACAAGGAUUCUCAUCGUCCAGCCGUUUUGCUUCAACAUGGCCUGUUCAGUAACUCGGAUUGUUGGCUGUCUGGCGGUCCUGAUAGUGCUUUGGGUUAUAUGUUGGCCGAUGCUGGUUUCGAUGUAUGGCUAGGAAAUGCUCGUGGCAAUAUUUAUUCUCGUCAAAAUUCCAUUGUUUCUAUUAACAGUCCCAAAUUCUGGCAUUUUGAUUGGCAUGAAAUUGGCAGCAUCGAUAUCCCGACCAUGAUUGAUUAUAUCAUCGAACAAACCGGACAACCCAAGAUCCAUUAUGCCGGCCACUCACAAGGUACCACAGUUUACUUUGUCAUGAUGUCCGAACGCAAGGAAUACAAUGAUAAAAUGAAAUCUGCCCACAUGUUGGCUCCUUGUGCCUUCUUCGAACAUGGUACUUCGGCUGUGUUCAAGGUUUUCCGUCCCCUGGUGGGUACACCUGGUGGCAUCUAUAACCAAGUCUUUGCUGAUAUGGAAUUGAUGCCACAAAAUCGUGUAAUCAAUCGUGUUGGCGAUACUGCUUGUGGUCUGGAACCAGCAUUGAAAUUCUUGUGCAAGAAUAUGUGGCUCUUGUUCGCCGGUGAGGGUUACCAAAACACCAACUUGACGGCUAUGCAAGAAUUGAUUGAAACUCACCCCGGUGGUGCGUCUAGCAAUCAAGGUAUCCAUUACAUCCAAUUGAGUGAUCACAACGCCGGACGUUUCUGUCAAAUGGACUAUGGUGCAAAGAAAAACCAACAGAUCUAUGGCCAGUCUACGCCACCAGAUUAUAAUUUGGAAAAUAUCGUUGCCCCCACCUAUUUGUACUCCAGUACCAAUGAUGGUCUCUGCAAUCCCAAGGAUGUUGAUACCUUGGUGUCGAAAGCCAUUCAUUUGGCUGGUGAUUAUCGUGUACCCGAUCAAACUUUCAAUCAUUUGGACUUUAUUGUGGCCAAGAAUAUGAGGGAGAUGGUUAACGAACCUGUUAUGAGGAAUAUUCUCAAACAUGAAGAUGGAUUUUAUUGAAAGAAAAAGAAAAUGGUAAUGCAAUAAAAAACGAAUAUCAAUAAUUAAAACAAGUA
This is a messenger RNA of Musca domestica (house fly), 1340 nucleotides long. RefSeq names its product lipase 3. Gene Ontology annotation, molecular function: hydrolase activity, acting on ester bonds. The record is from RefSeq and is a predicted model, not a curated record. Bases 58 to 1284 code for a protein of 408 amino acids. The transcript has 2 exons. NCBI's taxonomy places the organism in Eukaryota, Metazoa, Arthropoda, Insecta, Diptera, Muscidae. Gene Ontology annotation, biological process: lipid metabolic process.